UUCCAUCAAACGUUAACUCGAUCACCAAAGAUUGUAGGCUUUGCUCAUCAACUGGAUCGUGGAGGAAUAGAAUUUCAACAUGGGCGUUCUCGGAGCAAUAGCCAGACAUUUGGACACAUUAGUCGGGCCUGGAGUGAUGCUUCUAUAUCCUUUAUACGCAUCAAUGCGAGCAAUUGAGAGUCCAUCAACCCUAGACGAUCAGCAGUGGCUAACAUACUGGGUUUUAUACUCCUUCAUAACCCUUUUCGAGCUUUCUUGUUGGAAAGUUCUUGCUUGGUUUCCGAUUUGGCCAUACAUGAAGCUCGUGUUUUGCAUGUGGCUGGUGCUGCCAAUAUUUAACGGGGCGGCAUAUAUUUACGGGAGUAUUGUGAGGAAGUAUGUUAAGAUGGGGGGCGUUGUGAGCUCAACUUAUUCUGAGGACCACAAGAAGGCGCUCCAGAUGAUGACCCUCGACGCAAGAAAAUCCGUAGAGCGUUACAUUGAUAGACAUGGGCCUGAAGCGUUUGAGAGAGUCAUCAAAGCGGCUGAAAGAGAAGUAAAGAAGAACUGAUUCCAAGAUACGUAAAACUCAGUCACGGCAAUAAAUGUAUGAGAUUCAUGUAAAUACAAGAGGAAAUAAACCCUCCUCAGAGACAGUACUACCAAACACCUCAGGCUUGUGAGGCAUAUAUUUCUUUUCUGUUUUCUCUAUCAUAUAAUGUAAGGCUUGUUAAGCUCCAUCUUAGUACCGAUGUUGGGGUAUCCAACUCCACCAUUAAUGAUUCA
This is a messenger RNA of Alnus glutinosa, 765 nucleotides long. Its product is annotated as HVA22-like protein f. Bases 80 to 550 code for a protein of 156 amino acids. The record is from RefSeq and is a predicted model, not a curated record. The transcript has 5 exons. Lineage: Eukaryota; Viridiplantae; Streptophyta; Magnoliopsida; Fagales; Betulaceae.